UUGUGUUUACUGCAGGAUCCCUCCUCCUCCUCCUCUUCCUCCCUCCGCCUGGAUGGGAAAACGCAGCAGCGAUGGGUCACACAUAACGCGUGAUCGCGCAGCACAGAGCGUGAGGACCAGCAUCCCAGUUCCUCCCAGUCUGUCCCAGUCUGUCCCAGUCUGUCCCAGUCCGGCCAGCUGGAGGAAUCAUUUCCUACUGGAUCUGUUUUUUUUCUGCCUUCAGAAGGAGCCAGAGGAGAAGUGACCCGGGCUGUUUCUGUGUGAGGCAACAUGUGAACCGAGCGGAGAGUUUGAGAAACUUCUGACUCCGUCUGGACAUGAGCAACAUGAAGCUGCCUCUUCGUCGCCAAGGCCACCACAACGGCAGCGCCUUCCCGCUCUCCUCUUCCUCCUCCUCUUCGUCGUCUCCAGAGUCGCUGCGGAGUCCGAGCGGCCGGACCGAGAGCCUGCUGGCGGCGACCACGACGACCGCAGUGAUGCCCGCCCACCUGCAGGAGCUGGUGCUGUCCAGGUGGGCUCCUGAAGAGGAGGAGGAGGAGGAGGAGGAGCAGGAGGAGGAAGAGGAGGAGGAAGGGCGGCUCCAGACCGACGCCUCCGCCUCGCUCUACCUGGAUGCCAGCAGCGCCGGGUUCCACCUGGACGGUUACCAGGGCAACGGCAGCUGCUACGCCGCCGACUCGGACGCGACGGAGAUCCCAGCUGAUGAUGAGGAAGACGAGGAAGACGAGGCGCUGUUUGUGUCUGUGAGCUCAGACGUGUGUGUGACGCUGAGCCAGGCGAGUCCAGCUGGGCCCGGCGCCGGACCGGACCCGCAGGACGGGGGAUCGGACCCGUUGAGGGCAGCGGGACCGCCGCGGGGGCGACCCGGACGGUCCCGCUGCCUCCCAGAACCUCAGCAGAACCUCAGACCUCCAGCAGUCCAGUCGGAGGCGCCGCUCCACCUCGGGUCGUCCACGUGACCCGAACCGGGCCGAGCGGCGCUGCCAGAACCUCCAGCCUGGAGACAAAGGGAACCCAGAACCCGUCUCCAUCCAGAACACCUGCUCAGCAGAACCGACCAGAACCCAGCAGGAGAGCCGAAGUGGCCGGCAGUAGAAAACCGACUCCAGGUCCGAUUAAAGUGGCCCGGCUCCUCCGGCCCAGCAGGGGGAAAGGUGCGGCUUCCCGGGCCGACCACCAGGGGGCGGCGGCCUCGCCGUCUGCACCACCAGAGAAGAAGAAAGCAGCGGAGAGCCGAGCCGCGUCCAGCAGCUCUGUUGGUUCUGAUCCGGUCAGAGACGCUGCAACACAGACUGCUCAGGA
Messenger RNA from Poeciliopsis prolifica (blackstripe livebearer), 1302 nucleotides. RefSeq names its product histone-lysine N-methyltransferase SETD1B-like. Lineage: Eukaryota; Metazoa; Chordata; Actinopteri; Cyprinodontiformes; Poeciliidae. The coding region runs from base 318 to 959 and encodes 213 amino acids. The record is from RefSeq and is a predicted model, not a curated record. The transcript has 3 exons.